AUGGCGCCUCGAAUAAAGUUUUCGGCCGGCGGCAAGCAUGCGGAGCACGGCAGUUGUUGCACAGGGAUUGAUGGCGGUUACGGCUGGGUCAUCAUCUUUGUCUGCUUCGUCCACACAUUCUGGAUCAAUCUCUGGGUUGGAUCAUGGGGUAUCCUCCAAGCAGCUCUGCUUCGGACAACCCUCAAGGACUCCUCGCUCAGCGCCCUGUCAUUCGUCGGCAGUCUCGGUGUAGUCUUGGGUCCUGCACUCGGAAUACCGGCUAUCCGAAUCGUCCGUGUCAUCGGAGCUCGUAUAGGCAUGACCCUCGGCAUUUCCAUCUACGGCCUUGGCUGCCUGGCGAACAGCUGGGCUGUCGGCAGUCUCGUCGGCUUGUUCUUUGCCUGUGGAUUCAAGAAGAAGCAUGGAUUGGCGAAUGGCAUCGUCAAGCUUGGUGAAAGCUUUGGGGCACUCAUUGGCGCUGUUUCUGUUGGCUAUCUGACUGAAGGUGUAGGAGUCGCUUGGACCUUUCGCAUAUUGGGCAUCGCGUCGCUUGUCACGGGCAUAGCCACCGCUCUACUCGUCAAGGAUCGCGGCGCUCCCCCAGAGUACCCUUUCAAAUGGUCUGUCUUCAGAGAUGCCUGCUUCUCGUGGCAUUUCGCUGCUGGUGCGGUCGGAAUAUUCCCCAUAUACGCACCAACAUUCUUCCUGCACUACAUCAACAACGCUCUUGGCUUCUCAAACUCUACAUCCAUCGCCACGCUCGCUUGUCUUUUGGCUUGUAUGUCACUAGGCCGAAUUCUGACGGGCUAUGCGUGCGAUAGCGUUGGGUCCAUGAAUGCAUUGUUCUUUACCUCCCUGAACGAUGCGAGAAAAGAACGUCUUUUAUCCCAUUUGGCCACGGUCCCGCAGUAUGCGUUGGGCUUAAUACCGCAGAAGUUGAGAUGA
Fusarium verticillioides 7600 is the source of this 924-nucleotide messenger RNA. RefSeq lists its product as hypothetical. The record is from RefSeq and is a predicted model, not a curated record. The transcript is spliced from 3 exons. Gene Ontology annotation, molecular function: transmembrane transporter activity. Bases 1 to 924 code for a protein of 307 amino acids. Gene Ontology annotation, biological process: transmembrane transport. Gene Ontology annotation, cellular component: fungal-type vacuole membrane. Lineage: Eukaryota; Fungi; Ascomycota; Sordariomycetes; Hypocreales; Nectriaceae.